ACACACACGGCGGACCUAAGCUGCAAGGCAUUCCCCCGCACGACCUACCACUUUCCCCUUUGCUUCUUUCUUCACCACGUCAUUGUCAAACUUCGUCUGAUGUCCCGGGUCAACACCAUGUCAACUUCGACGAGCAAGACGGUCGCACCAGCCAUCGGCGGCGCAAGUAGCAGCUUCGCGACGGGCAACCCACUACUGCGUCGUUACAUUGCCGCUCUGGAGGCCAACCCCUUGAGGACAAAGCAGCUCACCUCGGGCAUUCUUUCUGCCCUCGCUGAGGUCCUCGCAGGCCAUAUUGCAGGAACCAACCCCGCACAUACCCACUCAAAGGCCACGACCUCCAGCGGCAGCCCGAUGGAUAUCGUCACCUCCACGCUGCGCACCAUUGGCCUCGAUGCUCGAGCAGCCAAGAUGUUCAUCUACGGAUCCCUCGUCUCAGCACCCUUGAACCACCACAUGGUUGGCGCACUGCAAAGAGCAUUCGCAGGUCGCACGACACCGCGUGACCGUAUUCUCCAGAUCAUCGUGUCACAGCUCACGGUGACUGUCGCCUCCUCUGCCGUUUACCUCGCAAGCAUGGCAGUGGUCAAUGGAGCUCGCUCCUCGGCCGCUGUCCUCGCAGUCCUCAAAGCAGGACUGUGGCGAAUGCUCCAGAUCUCUUGGGUCACCAGUCCUCUAGCUAUUGCGUUUGCGCAGCGUUUUCUCCCGCUGGAGAUGUGGGAGCCCAGCUUCACACUACUGCGCUUCGUGCUUGGAACGUAUUUCAAUACCGUUGCCAAGAGGAAGCAGGUGGCUCUGGCGAGGCAGCAGAAGAGGAAGGAGGAGCUCAAGAAGAGCGCAGCUGGUGGAGCGGGUGGAUCUAAGGCGGUGGGUGAUGAGGAUAUUCAGGCAAAGGCUGCGGAGAAAAAGUAGUGGGAGAGCGAGAAUUGCAAUCUGGUCCACGAUGUGAUGUCAUGUAGUGUGUAUUCCAAUCUACUACUCUGUACUGCCUUCGUUCCAUUCCCACCCUCUCUCACGCAUUCCU
Molecule: messenger RNA, 1024 nt
Organism: Jaminaea rosea
Lineage: Eukaryota; Fungi; Basidiomycota; Exobasidiomycetes; Microstromatales
Exons: 1
Coding region: 118-912 (264 amino acids)
Cellular component (GO): membrane; cytoplasm
Source: RefSeq, a predicted model, not a curated record